This is a messenger RNA of Exophiala dermatitidis NIH/UT8656, 819 nucleotides long. Its product is annotated as GNAT family acetyltransferase. The record is from RefSeq and is a predicted model, not a curated record. Bases 1 to 819 code for a protein of 272 amino acids. The transcript has 2 exons. Lineage: Eukaryota; Fungi; Ascomycota; Eurotiomycetes; Chaetothyriales; Herpotrichiellaceae. Gene Ontology annotation, molecular function: protein N-terminal-serine acetyltransferase activity; protein-N-terminal-alanine acetyltransferase activity.
AUGGCAAACCUGGCUGAAGCGAGCACCGCUGCUGCUGCUUCUGCUGCUGCUCCCAGCCGUGGCGGUGCACCUUGUUCUCAAACCAAAUGGCACCAACCCAUCGGCCCUACAAUCCCUUCCUCGCCAACAGGUGUACCACCCCGUCGGCCCACCAGGGUAACUCUACCCGGCAAAAGCGUGACCAUCCAACCACUUUCACCCUCGCACGCGAGCGAUCUAUACGCCAUCAUCGAAGGUGAAUCCAAAGCCCACCUAUUCACCUACCUCUUCGACGACCCAUAUACAACACCAUCAGCCUUUUCAAAUGCCGUGACGACCAAAUCGCAAUCCGAGGAUCCCUUGUUCUUCGCCCUGGUUGACGAGGAGACCAACAGGGCUGUGGGAUGGGCGUCACUCAUGCGCAUCGAUCCCAACCAUCGAGUCGUGGAGGUUGGGAAUAUUCUCUUUUCGCCUGCUCUCCAACGUACGAGGGCCGCCACGGAAGCCAUGUAUUUGUUGGCUAGGUAUGUUUUUGAGGAUUUGGGCUACAGGAGGUAUGAGUGGAAGUGCGACAAUUUGAACCUUCCGUCCAAGAGGGCGGCUAUUCGGCUUGGAUUUACUUUUGAGGGGGUCUUUAGAAAGCAUAUGGUAUAUAAAGGUCGUUCUAGGGAUACUGCUUGGUUUGCUAUGGUUGAUGAGGAUUGGCCUGUCAUAAAGAAGGCGUUUGAGGAUUGGUUGAGGGAUGAGAAUUUUGAUGAGAGUGGGAGGCAGAAAAGGAGGCUGGAGGAUUUGAGGGAGUUGAUGCCGGGGCAAAGGGGGCCUGUGGUGUUGGAGCUCUGA